Molecule: messenger RNA, 3484 nt
Organism: Physcomitrium patens
Lineage: Eukaryota; Viridiplantae; Streptophyta; Bryopsida; Funariales; Funariaceae
Biological process (GO): protein phosphorylation
Molecular function (GO): ATP binding; protein kinase activity
Source: RefSeq, a predicted model, not a curated record
GGGAUCCACGCCUCUCUCCCCGACCCGGAGAUGUCGCGCCCUCGCUCCAACGGACUCCUUUCACCGCACAGGCUACUGUUGAAGCGUGGGACGAAUCCACCUGUGUAGCUUGUGGAGCUGUCGCAGCGAUCACUCCCUACACGCGGUGCUGAUCGUGAGUGCAUUCACUCCAUCGCCCUUGCUCGCUCUCAUUGCUCAUCCUCGGCGCCAGUUGUGUGUAUGUGUGUGUUUUGCGGAGCUGGGUCUUGUCUCGGUAGAUGUACUUGUGAAAGCUUGAAGCAAGCUUAUUGGAGUUCUGUGUGAGAGCUGGAGGUCUUUUUUUUUCGAAUGAGGACCGAGGCUGGAACUUGGCUGCAUUUGACAGAGGCUUUGUUAGUGGUUGUAUUGCAUCGGUUCCUGAACUAAAGAAAUGACUGAAGAUGCUGCUUCAACCUGAGUGAACACAUGUCGAUCUAGAUUGAUCUCAAUCUUACUCAUUCAUUGAAAUGCAUCAAGUGCGGAUGUUUUAAAAAAAUGGAUGUUGCAGGUUUGGGUCAAAUCAUCGCUGCAAUCCUUGGGAAAGAAUGUGAGACCUAAACCGGAUGAUACUUUGGAGGAGUGCCAGAAGUUGCAUUCGAUGGGACGAUGAUGGUGGUUUCAAACCUCCAAGCUGGUGAUUAGGAGUAGAACUGCAGUCAGAUAGUUUGACCAAUUUGAACACGUGCAGCCGUGCUGUAUCGCUGAAGUUAACCACAUUUCACAGCGAAACAGCAUUUACAGGGUUCAUGCUCUCAGUGCUGAUUGAUACUAAGAACGGUUCAGAGGUAUGGACAGGCGGAGUGGCGCUAUUGGGCUUUGUUGAUUUAGCAUCUGGACCUACAGAAUUCGUGAUUGUGUUUUUUGGACGUAAGUAUGGAUCUAGUGCACGGAGGGCCGACCAGUAGGCCAACAUAAGGUGCAAUCCUCUCAUAUGGCUUGAAGGUUGCAGCUUGGCGGUUUUGUUUUUAUCCUUAAGGUUAUGCGAUAUAGCUCCUUGCGCUUGCCAACUAUGCGGGCAGCCGAAUGAUCCACUUCUCAGCCAUGGGGUAUCUAUCCUGUCGAACGGAAGCUGCUAUCGGAACUUGUGAAUCCGUACACUUGAAGCAGAAAAAUCAAUUGAUCAAAAAAGCCACGAAGCCGCGAAAUAUCAUCCCACGAGUUUUCUCUUUCUCUGAACUCAGAGAUGCAACUUUGAAUUUUGCGGAAAGCCGUCUUCUUGGCAAGGGUAGUCACGGGUUGGUAUACAAGGGGGUGCUAAAGGAUGGGAAGGAAGUAGCGGUCAAAAGAGCAACACAUGCGCGUCAGCUUCUCCAAGAUGAAACCUCCUUCGAUAAUGAGCUUGAGAUAUUGUCCAAGAUCUGGAGUGAAAGGUUUGUCAACUUACUGGGGUACACUCGUGAGGAGGACGAGAAGCUUUUAGUUGUAGAAUACAUGUCCAAUGGCACGCUGCAUGACAACCUUCAUGACAACUUCAAAACUACGCUCAAUUGGAUGAUGCGUAUUGAAUUAGCUCUGCAAAUCGCGAGAGGCAUUUUCACUCUCCACUCGGCUUCGCCUCCCAUCAUACACAGGGACAUAAAGUCCUCUAACGUGCUGAUUGACGAAACUUGGAAAGCUAGGCUUGGUGAUUUCGGUUUGGCUCUAAGAGGCAACAUCGAGGAUAUGUUGAAGUCCUCAACUCCACCAGCAGGUACAAUGGGUUACUUGGACCCUGAGUACGAGACUCCAUCGGAUCUGAGCACCAAAACGGAUGUCUUCAGUUUUGGAAUUCUUCUGCUUGAGAUGAUUAGCGGCAGGAAUGCGAUCGAUCUAGCCUACGAACCCCCAUGCAUUCACGAAUGGGCCAUUCCGCUCAUCAAACAGGGCAGAAUGGAUGAACUAUUGGACAGGAAACUGGAUCUGCCUGGGAAUAUCAAGCCUCUCAAGCAGUUGAUAAACCUGGCCCUUAAGUGCGUUCGAUCAUCUCGCCUCAGGCGCCCCUCCAUGUUGUGCGUUGUUGAUGAUUUGAAAGAGAUUCAGAAAAAAGUUUCGGGUUCAGCAGUGGAUGGUAUGACACGGUUCGUCAUGCGAGGUGUGAAUGCACAGCGGCCAUGGCCUGCAGCAUCUGCUCGUAGAGCAACAAAAGUGUCUUCUCACCCUAACCACAAGAGGUUGUUGUCGCGGGUCUCUAGGUUAGCAGAGCAGGAGGCCACAAUGAUCAACUCUGAACAGGAAGACGGGCCUGGCCAAACCCCUGCUGAUGAUCAACCCACUGCAGCCGAAGUUUGUUCUGCACAUGUCUUCCCUGACAAGCCUGUGGCGACAAAUACCUGCGUUGAAGAGGUUCCUACACGAAUUAGUGUUGACGAAGGCGACGACAGUCGUGUAGCUGAUGGGAGUGCUCAAGAUCCUCGCACAUCCUGGAGGCUCUCAACUCCCUACAGUACGGAUUACAGCGAAGUUGAAUCAGAGACAACUUUUGAGGAUUUCAAGUCCGCAAGUGCCUCUUUUAGGUCCAGUAGUGCAAGUGCGACGGUGGACAUAGACGAGGAGAUGUGUGACGACGAUGCAGUGUCUAGUGCCAACUGGUUGAAAACGCAUGCCGCUAAGUCCAGGUCACGAGUAUCGACCUCUAAAAAGCCGUCAGCACCGCUAUCUCCGUGUGUCAGUCCGGGGAUUUCACAUGAGCUGGGGCUUACUCCACCUCAUGAGCCUUGUAACAAUACUGAAGCCGAGGUUAUGGACUUCGUUAUAGGCGAAGUGAUAGGCGACCCUUUGUGUGAAAUAUCGCAGGUACAGGAUCUGAUUACUUCUCAGUACGACCUAGUUGAGCACCCAGUGAGUCGAUCCUCGUCUCGAAGUGGAAGUGGAUCUGUCCGAUUAAGUUACCAGCCAAAACUUUUGGAACUGCAGAGUGCCCAGCUGAAGGCCAUGAAUGAAGAGUUCAGGACAAUGCCAAGGGUGGGGUCAAGUGAUCAAUUGGAAGGGUAUGUGCUUCGAACAUCUAGUGCCCGUGAACUAGAAGCCUUCAGCCUCCCGAAUGACAACACCGGAGCAGCUUCUCGCAGGACAGCCUAUGUAGCUAUCAAGACAUUAGCAACCACUUGUCUAGGUGCAGCUGUAAAACCCUGUGUCCGACUUAAAGAAGAAGAACAUCUCACCAGGACAUCAUCGUAUGCCCUGGGUACAUAGCGAUAACUGUAGAGUAAACCCCGAUUAGAGGAUAUUUCCUGUUCGAUGUCAACUGGACUUGGAGCUCAGCCAUGACUGCGGCAAAUGAGACAGGCACGCAUCCUCUGGUUCCUGUAAAUUAGAUUUGAAUGAGCUUCAGAAAAUACCUGGAGCUGAUGCUGCUGCUUUCCAGCUCCUUUCGCAUUGCACAGUUCCCCGUGCAGCGUGGCUCUCGUUCUGUUGAGAUGUAAAGACUCAUUGAACCCCUCUCUCUGGUUUAUAUCACAUCCUUUUUAUUAAACCAAUUUUGAACGAG